GAUCGACUGGAGUACUGGACUGAUGGGUGGAUCGAUCACAUCGGCGCGCUCCUGACAGCGACGCGGUUGCUCUCCUCCCCGCAACCCGGCCGGCAGCCGUGACGGGCUGCCGGUGAGCACGACGUGUGGCCUGACCGCGGCGCAUGCCAGCGAGCCUGGCUGACGAACCAACCCAUCCCCGUGGCCGUAGACCCGGCCGUGCCAUUGCCGACUCAGCCUCGGCCCCUCCCUAGCUACCCUCGUUCCGCGCACCAGCUGCCCUUUCGCUGCUCAUAAAAUCUCACUCCUCUCCCCGCUCGUCCUCGUCAGUCAUCACCCUACUGGAAGUCUGGAACUUGCUGCUGCUAGCAGCGUCCGUCAGUCUCAGUCCCGCACCCCCAAAAACCUCGCCUUUCGAGUCCCCAAAUCACUCGCCCACCGAAUCGCCUCCAGAUCACAAGCACCGAUCGCCCCCGCUGGCGCCGACGCCGUCGCCGUCGCCGUUGCCGCACCAGAUCUGACGACGAAAGAAGGCCAAGGCAAACUAGCGCUGGUCGAAUCUUUACCCGCCCGCGUGGCCGUGGAGUAAUUGGCACCCCAGAGCGCGCCGGCCCAAUGCGGGGCGCCGGCGCUGGGGCAUGGUAGGCCCGGAGGCGGGGGCAGCAUCGGGAUGGAGGCCACCGGCGGGGAGGGGCGCAAGCGGGGCCGGGUGAAGGAAGCCGACGGCGAGGAGGCGCAGGCGGACGCCAAGCGGCGGAUGGCGCUCACGCCGUGGGCACAGCAGCACCCGUCGUCGCGGAUCUACCGCGUCUCGCGGGCGUCGGGGGGAAAGGACCGCCACAGCAAGGUGUACACGGCCAAGGGCAUCCGAGACCGCCGGGUCCGCCUCUCCGUCGCCACCGCCAUCCAGUUCUACGACCUGCAGGACCGCCUCGGCUACGACCAGCCCAGCAAGGCCAUCGAGUGGCUCAUCAAAGCCGCCGCGGCAGCCAUCGACAAGCUGCCCUCGCUCGACGCCGCCGCCGGGUUCCCCUCCCACCCCGCGUCCGCCGCCGCCAAGGAUGCGGCGCCGGAGGGCGCUGCGGACCAAGGUUCCCUGCACGACCAGCAGCAGCAGCUCACGAGAUCGGGGUGCAGCAGCACGUCGGAGACCAGCAAGGGCUCCGUGCUCUCGCUCUCCCGCUCCGAGAAUCGAGUCAAGGCCAGGGAGCGCGCGCGCGAGCGGAGCGCCGUCGCGAGGGACAAGGACAAGGAACCUGGCGACGACGCCGCCACCGGGAGACGCGCCGCGGCCAGCACAUCGGCGCAGGCGGCUUCCUUCACGGAGCUGCUCACGGGGAUGGCCGCGGCCACCGCCCCCGCCGUUGCCGAGCACAAGCAGCAGCAGUCGUCCUCGUGGCAGCCGAUGGCUGUCUCCGAGACGGCCGACUACAUCGGGUUCGCGCAGCCCCAGAAAGCCGGGCACGCGUUGGCGCACACCUUUGCCUCCCCCGCUCCCCACCUGGGCAACAUUGCGCCGCUCUCCAUGGCGCCGGCGCAGCAUUUCGGCUUGGCGGGUGGUGCCGUCACCGUCGCCACGGGCGGCGCCGGAGGUGAGCCGCACGCGGAGAUGACGCAGUUCUCUUUCUUGCAGGACCACUUCAUGCCCGUCCACGCGGUGGCGGCGUCAGGUCCCGCCGGAGACUACAACCUCAACUUCUCCAUGUCCUCGAGUCUUGUGGGCGUCAACAGUAGGGGGACCCUUCAGUCCAAUUCACAGCCGCACCUCUCCGGCAACCACCACCACCAGCUCCAGAGGCUGUCUACUCCACUGGACGCUCCAAACAUACCCUUCCUGUUCAGCCCGGCCGCUGCUGCGACCACGCUGUCCAUGGCGGAGAGCCAGUUGGCCGCUUUCCAGCUCUGGAACGGGUUCCAGCACGCAGACAUGAAGGAGAAGGGCAAGAACUGAUCAAGGGCUGCGCAAUACAGUGCUUCUCUGGAUGGAUGUGAAGACUGAAGACUUCAAAUAAUUGCAACCUAUUUCUUUGAGCAUCAUCCGUUGCUUGAAGCUGCCAAAAGUGCAUUGGGGAUGAUUCCUUUCUUGGAAGUAGAUCACCGUUCAGACAUCUACUCUGGUCAUCGCCGUUACUCUGACAUCUUCUGCCUUUUCUUUUCUGCUGCCUGCUGUUGUUGUAUUCAUUUUGUGGAGGUGAGAUUUUCGGUGCAAGACUUGCUGGAGUGCCCUAUCAGAAGCCAUUGUAAUCCUUUCCAUUCUAAACUGACAUUUACCCCUGACAUUUUUAUGGUUCUUGGUUGUGUGUUCCGAGAAGAGAACUCGUGAUCCAAUUUAUCAGAUGCAGUCAUCUGUGGUCAAGUCUGUUCCCCUGUUGUGUGCUGAAUACACAGCUCUACUGAGUCUGAGAUGUAAAAUUAACUUUUCUCCGGUGAUUAUUUUGUACUGCUCCCUGA
Messenger RNA from Phragmites australis (common reed), 2430 nucleotides. Its product is annotated as transcription factor PCF6-like. Gene Ontology annotation, molecular function: sequence-specific DNA binding; DNA-binding transcription factor activity. Bases 650 to 1930 code for a protein of 426 amino acids. Gene Ontology annotation, cellular component: nucleus. Lineage: Eukaryota; Viridiplantae; Streptophyta; Magnoliopsida; Poales; Poaceae. Gene Ontology annotation, biological process: regulation of secondary shoot formation. The record is from RefSeq and is a predicted model, not a curated record. The transcript has 3 exons.